AUGCAUCCGUUGCCACACUCCCGAGGGGCACGGGUUGGGGCCUUUGCGAGCUUCUCUUGUCUCCUAGCAGUUGAAGGCAUGGCGCCUGCGGGAAUAAUGGGAGUGUCUCAACAGGCGGCCCGGGUGGCCCAGGGACUGCAUCCAGAGGUGCCACCAGGUUCUGGCCAGAGCAUGCGGAUACAGGGCUUCUGUGUUGGCAGGAAGCCAAGGGAACUAGCUGUGCGUGUGCGUGCCCAAGUUACUGAACAAACCACUGCAAAACAGCUUCAGAGGGACCACAUCGCAGGGGAUGUGUCAGAGCUUGUGGGGAACACCCCCAUGGUCUACCUCAACAAAGUAACCAAUGGAUGUGGUGCUCGGAUUGCAGUGAAGAUGGAGACCAUGGAACCCUGCAAGAGCGUGAAGGAUCGAAUCGGCAUGAACAUGAUCGAAGAUGCUGAACAAAAGGGUGUAAUUCAACCGGGCAAGACAACGUUAAUUGAGCCCACCAGUGGCAACACCGGAAUUGGAUUGUGUUUCAUGGCUGCAAGCAAAGGAUACAAACUCAUUCUCACCAUGCCUGCAUCCAUGUCCAUGGAGCGACGGGUGCUGUUCCUUGCGUUUGGGGCGGAGCUUGUUUUGACUGAUCCAGCAAAGGGCAUGGGCGGGGCCAUUGCAAAGGCGCGCGAACUUGUUGCCAGCAACCCUGAUUCCUACAUGUUGCAGCAGUUUGACAACAAGGCGAAUGUGCAAAUACACAAGCUCACAACAGGCCCAGAGAUUUGGCGCGACACUGCUGGCAGCAUUGAUAUCUUUGUUUCUGGCGUUGGGACGGGCGGAACAAUCACAGGGGCAGGGGGUUACCUCAAGUCUAUGAAUUCCAACGUGCAGGUAGUUGCUGUUGAGCCCACUGAGAGCUCUAUAUUGUCAGGUGGCAAGCCAGGUCCCCACAAGAUCCAGGGCAUUGGCGCUGGCUUUGUGCCAGGCAUCCUCGACACUAAUAUCUACGACGAAGUCUCAAGGGUUUCCAGCGACGAAGCCAUAGCCAUGGCACGAAGGCUCGCAGUGGAAGAAGGCAUCAUGUGCGGAAUUUCAUCUGGGGCAGCAGUGAAAGCGGCCAUCGAGGUGGGCUCGCGACCAGAGAACAACGGCAAGUUGAUAGUUGUCAUUCUACCCAGCUUUGGUGAGCGCUACCUGUCCUCGGUUCUGUUCCAGGCCCUCCGUGACGAGUGCCAGGCAAUGGGGAUCAACGAGCGUAUUGCGCUGUCGGACAUGGCUGGUAGGCGAUUUUACGUGCCAUGA
Messenger RNA from Ostreobium quekettii, 1281 nucleotides. The record is from the annotation of a GenBank genome assembly. NCBI's taxonomy places the organism in Eukaryota, Viridiplantae, Chlorophyta, Ulvophyceae, Bryopsidales, Ostreobiaceae.